CGUCUAGGCUAACUGGCGACCUACACUCUCACUGUUUGGGUCCAAACCCCAGACCCUGGCUGGAUCCCCUCCAUCCCCAUCCUCUUUAAUUAGCCCAUCCUCUCAAUAAUAUAGUAACCCCUUCUAUAUCAGACUCUGGUCCUGCAUUCUUAGCUACUACUUGCCUUUGAUCUUCGGCUGAUGGGUACUUGACGUUUUAUGCUCCUGGGCCCAGGAUGAGGCGGAGCUUAGCUCCCAGCCAGCUGGCCAAGAGAAAACCGGAAGGCAGAUCCUCUGAUGAUGAAGACUGGCAGCCUGGGGCAGUUACUCCUAAGAAACGGAAAUCCAGCAGUGAGACUCAGAUCCAGGAGUGUUUCCUGUCUCCUUUUCGGAAACCUUUGAGUCAGUUAACCAAUCGACCACCCUGUCUGGACAGCAGUCAACAUGAAGCAUUUAUUCGAAGCAUUUUGUCAAAGCCUUUCAAAGUCCCCAUUCCAAAUUAUCAAGGUCCUCUGGGCUCUCGGGCAUUGGGCCUGAAAAGAGCUGGGGUCCGCCGGGCCCUCCAUGACCCCCUGGAAGAAGGUGCAUUGGUUCUGUAUGAGCCUCCCCUGCUGAGUGCCCAUGACCAGCUGAAGCUUGACAAGGAAAAGCUCCCUGUCCAUGUGGUUGUUGAUCCUAUUCUCAGUAAGAUUUUGCGGCCUCAUCAGAGAGAGGGAGUGAAGUUCCUGUGGGAAUGUGUCACCAGUCGGCGCAUCCCUGGCAGCCAUGGCUGCAUCAUGGCUGAUGAGAUGGGCCUGGGAAAGACGCUACAGUGCAUCACGUUGAUGUGGACACUUUUGCGCCAGAGUCCAGAGUGCAAGCCAGAAAUUGACAAGGCGGUGGUGGUGUCGCCCUCCAGCCUGGUGAAGAACUGGUAUAAUGAGGUUGGAAAAUGGCUUGGAGGGAGAAUCCAACCUCUGGCCAUUGAUGGAGGAUCUAAGGACGAGAUAGAUCGAAAACUGGAGGGAUUCAUGAACCAGCAUGGAGCCAGAGUGCCUUCUCCCAUCCUCAUCAUUUCCUAUGAGACCUUCCGCCUUCAUGUUGGAGUCCUCCAGAAAGGAAGUGUUGGUCUAGUCAUAUGUGAUGAGGGACACAGGCUCAAGAACUCUGAGAAUCAGACUUAUCAGGCCCUGGACAGCUUGAACACCAGCCGGCGGGUGCUCAUCUCUGGGACCCCCAUCCAGAAUGAUCUGCUUGAGUAUUUCAGCUUGGUACAUUUUGUUAAUUCAGGCAUCCUAGGGACUGCCCAUGAGUUCAAGAAGCACUUUGAGCUGCCAAUUUUGAAGGGUCGAGAUGCAGCCGCCAGUGAGGCAGACAGGCAGCUAGGAGAGGAGAGACUUCGGGAGCUCACCAGCGUUGUGAAUAGGUGCCUAAUACGGAGGACAUCUGAUAUCCUUUCUAAAUACCUGCCUGUGAAGAUUGAGCAGGUGGUUUGUUGUAGGCUAACACCCCUUCAGACUGAGUUAUACAAGAGAUUUCUGAGACAGGCCAAGCCAGCAGAAGAAUUGCUUGAGGGCAAGAUGAGUGUGUCUUCCCUUUCUUCCAUUACCUCGCUAAAGAAGCUUUGUAAUCAUCCAGCUCUAAUCUAUGACAAGUGUGUGGAAGAGGAGGCUGGCUUCGAGGGUACCUUGGACAUCUUCCCCCCUGGUUACAGCUCUAAGGCUCUACAGCCCCAGCUGUCGGGUAAGAUGCUGGUCCUUGAUUAUAUUCUGGCGGUGACCCGAAGCCGCAGCAGUGACAAAGUUGUGCUGGUGUCCAAUUACACCCAGACAUUGGAUCUCUUUGAGAAGCUCUGCCGGGCCCGAAGGUACUUAUAUGUCCGGCUGGAUGGCACGAUGUCCAUUAAGAAGCGAGCCAAGGUUGUAGAACGCUUCAAUAGUCCAUCGAGCCCUGACUUCGUCUUCAUGCUGAGCAGCAAAGCUGGAGGCUGUGGCCUCAAUCUCAUUGGGGCUAACCGGCUAGUCAUGUUUGACCCUGACUGGAACCCAGCCAAUGAUGAACAAGCCAUGGCCCGGGUCUGGCGUGAUGGUCAAAAGAAAACCUGCUAUAUCUACCGCCUGCUGUCUGCAGGAACCAUUGAGGAGAAGAUCUUCCAGCGUCAGAGCCACAAGAAGGCACUGAGCAGCUGUGUGGUGGAUGAGGAGCAAGAUGUAGAGCGGCACUUCUCUCUGGGCGAGCUGAAGGAGCUGUUUAUCCUGGAUGAGACUAGCCUCAGUGACACACAUGAUAGGUUGCACUGCCGCCGUUGUGUCAACAGCCGCCAGGUCUUUCCACCCCCUGAUGGUUCUGACUGCACUUCAGACCUGGCUCAGUGGAACCACUGCACUGAUAAGCGUGGGCUCCAGGAUGAGGUACUCCAGGCUGCCUGGGACGCUACCUCCACUGCCAUCACCUUCGUCUUCCACCAGCGUUCUCAUGAGGAGCAGCGGGGGCUCCACUGAUACCCAGCUGGUCUGGGUGUAGCUGUUAGAGGAAGGAAAUAGGGAAAGGGGGCUCCUUACUUCAUUCACAAGGCCCUACUGAAUUUUGUCCUCUGGGAGAAAAUCAUCAAAAAGGGCGGCAUGAUGUUUGCCCAAAAUUUAUUUUAUAAGAAAAACUUUUUUGGUUAAAAAAAAGAAAGGAAUAAAGGUAUGAAAGGG
Propithecus coquereli (Coquerel's sifaka) is the source of this 2657-nucleotide messenger RNA. RefSeq names its product RAD54-like (S. cerevisiae) (gene RAD54L). Gene Ontology annotation, cellular component: nucleus. Lineage: Eukaryota; Metazoa; Chordata; Mammalia; Primates; Indriidae. Bases 216 to 2459 code for a protein of 747 amino acids. Gene Ontology annotation, molecular function: ATP-dependent chromatin remodeler activity; ATP binding; DNA translocase activity. The transcript has 18 exons. Gene Ontology annotation, biological process: double-strand break repair via synthesis-dependent strand annealing; reciprocal meiotic recombination. The record is from RefSeq and is a predicted model, not a curated record.